UUAGCGCAUGCGCAUAUCCGGGCUGUCGAACAUCUGAAUGUUGUUCAGCAGCCGUUCGAAGAUAGUGUACAGUCUUUCGUUUCUUGUCUUCAUUGCUGUUCCUAGCUUGUAUACUGUAGCAUUUAAUUGUUUCUUUUCAAUGUCUGUUUCUCAUUUAAUUAUUUCAUAAUAUUUAACUGUUUAACGUUAUUAUUUACGACAAGAAGCAGUUACAAGAAGCCAGACAAGUUUUUUCCAUGCAAGUUUAUAUGUGUGCCUAAGUAAUGGAUAAAGAGGACACAGCCAGUGUUUCUGAAGAUGAGGAUAUGGAAGAGCAGCAAUUUCGCAGGGACACACCAGGUCCUAUGCCUGAGCAUCAGUACAGCAGGAAAAAAUUAAUUGAAAUAUCAGAGACUUUUGGAGCCAAGCUACGACCAAGUUGUCUAAGCAAGGAAUUUGACACGUCAGAGGGGCUCUGGGAUCCAGAAAAAUGGUUUCGUUCAUUUGGAGGUGGCUCAAGAGAAAACUCUCCUCUUAAUGUACCUGAUGGACGUGAGCGCCGGCGACAUUCCGACAUGGUUCGACCAUCUGAAAUUGAUCGGGAUCUUUGUGCUCGCAAUCGAAAGUUUUCAGUGGCAGAUCCUAGGGAGCGUCUGAAGGAGGAGCGUGAUGGCAUUGUCCUUAGUCCUCAGCGUCGCAGCUUUGGCACUGGCUGCCACGUGUCUCAGACGUCAUCAUCCAUUGUGAUCUCUUCUUCGACGUCAGUUUAUCGGCAGUCUAGCAUUAAUGAACGUGAUGAGCGUGAAAGGGACCGUAGAGACCAGCGCCGCAUUGGCAGUGGUAGAAUCCAAAUUGAUCGGGACCAAGGGCGUGAUUACCAUGCAAUCAGGGAUAGAGAUAGAGACCGGAAUGAACGUGAUAGGGAUAGGGACCGUGACAGGGAACGGCGGUUCAACGAGCGUCCAGAUCGCUCAGAUAGAUUUCGACGAUCAGAUAGUCGUGAUUUUGGAGACAAAAUGGCAGAAAGAAGAGAACGUGACUUCAACCACCGUGAAAGAGACAGAGAUGAGAGGCGUUUUGACAGGGGUCGCAGACGUUACAACAGUCAUGAAGAAGCAGAAGCACCAGAGUGGUAUACUGGGGGACCUACAAGUCAGACAGACACUAUUGAGCUGCGUGGGUUUGAGAGAAAAGGACACAGUUCAGACUGGGUAUUGGAAGAAGAAAGAGAAGAGGAUGGCAAAGAAGGAAAGCAACCAAUGGAGGAUGAUGAAGAGGAAGAGACUGAGAAUGGCAAGAAAGGCAAGCUUGUCAAUGCUGCUGGAGAUGCUAAAGCAAAUGGUCCUCUAGUAAAGGUGGACCAUGGUUUUAAUGUUGGAAAGCACAAUGGUAAUGUGGAAUCUGUGACUAACUUUUCUGAAGAAAUUUCUGGCGAGUUCAAUGUUCGACCCUCACCUCAGCCAUCACCUCAUCGAAUCAAUUCUGUUUUUGACCUUGACCAGUUCCUUAAGAUUGAUCACAUUCCUGGACUAGAGGAUCUGCUUCAGGAGCCACAAGCAGAGGUUGAACCCUAUGGUGAUGGGGGUGCAGCAGAACCAUCUGGUAGUCGUUUUAGCAAGUGGUUCAAUCCUGCAGCAGCUGCAGGCAUGGCCGAUCAGAGUAAUGGCACUUUUCAUGGCAUUGAUUUUAUCCAACGCCAAAGCCCUGCCAAUGUCAGCGAGGAUUUUAGCUAUCUGCAUGAAAUAUUAGAUGGUGCCAGAAGUCCAGUCACACACUCUCCGCCUCUCUCUAUGGCUGCUCAGCUGUUUGGAGAAAAAAAUUUCUUUGCUCCGUUUCCCAUUAACCAGGAUACUUUAACUCCAGGUCCAGAACAUUAUACACAGCAGAAGAACUUGCCCCCCAUUGUCUCAGCCAUGUUUCAGAACAGUGCUGCUGAAAAGUCUGGCAGUGCUUCAACUCCUAGCUCAAGAGGUAGUUUCUCAACUCAAGAUGCAGAAGUUCAACUGAAAGCAAUCUUGUUUGGUGGGGCACGAGACAGUGCAUCCUCAAGUGGUACGGCCAGUCCUGCCAAUGUACCUCCAGGUGUACAGCGCAAGAUGAAAACUGUGGCUGAGCUGGAAGCAGAUAUGCACCAGAAUUCUCCCAAAGUGGGUGCAAGUCCCUCCUCAACGCCUCAGCAUGGACCUACUGCAGCAUGCCAGGGAGCUGCCCCAGCAGCUGCACGUUCAGAUGAUGGGGACCAGACAGCAUUUAACAAGCUGCUAAGCUUGAUUAAAGGUGGCAGCAAUACUGCUUCAUCAGUUACGGUCACAGAGCAGAGGUCACUUUCGCCAUCUACAGGGAUUCAAGCUCACAAUGAAUUUACUCAAGCAUUGCUGAGGAAUAAAGAACAGCAGCGCCAGAUCCAGCAGAUGACCUUGCAAAACAUGCACCAUCCUAUCCCUUCCUCUGUAACAUCCCAGCAAGUGUCACAGCCACCUCUGCAAGUUCAUCUUCAGCAACAGCAGCAGCAGAUCCUGCAGCCUCAGCCUAUGCUGGCCAAGGUUCCUAUUGUGCAGCAUGCCCCACCACAGCAUACCCCACAGGUUGUAGCGCCACGACCUGUGCUGGCCCAAGGGCUGGGGCGCUUACCAGUGUCUGGCCCAUCAUCUCAGGACCCAAUAAUCAACUUCUUACAGCAGAACCCUACCAUUGUCAUGAAACCACCUUCACCUACUCCUAUCAACCUGGCUGGACUUCUAACUACUCAUGCAGUGUCUGCACAGGGUCCCAUACCCUCCCCUCUCCCAACAGGACUCCCUCCACCGAGCAUACGUGUGACUUCACAGCAGGGAAAUACCUCAGCUACUGCUCGAGUUCCUUCCCCCAUAAUGUUCAGCCAACAGCCACCCUUACAUCUAAGUGCACCUUCCCCGAUCCAUCCAUCCCAGUUGGCACCGCUACCUGGGCAGUCUCUUUCACCCACCAGUACACUAACAACAACAUCAGGCAUGAGGUCUCCAGUGCUGCAGCGGGUGCCCAGUCCACAAGAGCUAGUAGCACACACACAAGCUAUUCUUCAAAAUGCUCUUAUCAAACGCAAACUGGAAGAUCAGAAGGAACGAUACCUUAAAAAGCAACAAGAAAGAGCAAAAUCGCCUUGUGUACAAAGUAUGGCCAUCAAAACAUCAACCACAACCACAUCAACUAUGCCAGUCAGCAGUCAGUCCAAGCCGGCAAGCAUGGCCUUCACUCCAACCUCUGUCAUUCGGAAGAUGCACUCAGAUCGUGUCUCUGAAAAGGAAAAGCAGACCAAAGAUGGGGAAAAUGAUGAUGGAGACAGCUCAACAAAAUUGCAAAAGCAGGGCUCGGAUUCCUUUGACAGCUCUACCGUCAGUAGUGGGGACACUGGGAUCAAUGAACCAAGUGAUCUACACACCCCUUCCUCCUUUAACUCCAACUUGUCUGCUCUCAGUGGUCAUCUGGAGGAAGCAUUACACUUGGAUCUGCGAGAUGAUGGUCAGAUGGCAGCUCAGCAGAUUGGAGACAGUUUAGACGAUAAGGUGGUCUUUGGAACUGCUAUUCCUAUCCUUGGACCUGGAAGAGGAGGUCGGCCCUUAGUGGGUCAGGCUGUAGCCCCACCAUCCUCUCCUGGUAUGAGCCUGGCAGGAAGAGCCAUUGUUAAAGGUUCAGCUGAUACACCAGCUAGCGUUGCUGCAGCUAUUAUGUCUCAACCUCGACCCUUGACAGGCUGUUUGACUGGGGUUGUCAAAAUGGAUGGUGAGCCCCGGCCAAUAGUGGCAGGCUCCAGUGGAACUCUUGAUGUUGGCAAACUAAUGGAUCAAAAGCGUCACCAACAGCAGCAGCAAAUUCAGGCAUCUGUUCGACCAUCUCAUCUGAGCACUCCAUUUCCUCGACCAGUGGGAGCUGCCUCUGCACCACCACCACCAUUUAUGCCCAUCACCGCAACACCACGUCUGUCCUUGCAGCCAGCCAGCCCAGCAUCCAUGCAGUCAGCGCUUUUGAUGCAGCAGAUUAAUAGGGUGAACCACAUCAAUCAGAUGAAUCAGUUAGCUGCCCUUCAGGUUCAGCAACGAAUGAUGCCACUACAUGCCAUCAUGCCUACUGUUACACCAGGAGCUCCACUUCCACAACUUUCCCCUCGUACUUCCACACCUGCCCAGAUGUCAUCAGUGGCAGCUCUUGGGAUCACUCCUAAUAGUUCAUCAGCUAUCAGCUCUGUAUUAAAACGUGCAUUUUCAUCUUCAGUACCCAUUUUCACCCAGGCAACCAAACCUGCUGUAAAUGGACCAUUAGCCUCACUGGGGUCCUCAGUGGUAACUUCAACAGCUCCUCUGAACAAUCGCCAUCCAUCAGAUGGAGAGAUUCUCAAAUGGUUUUCACCUGAAGUGCUCAAGACACAGCUACCAAGCAUGCCACCACUUCCUACACAUGGCACGAAGGUCAUGACCGUUGAUGAAAUAGAAAGAAAUUAAAUAUUAACCUGUUAAGUACAUGUCUGCCUCUGUGUGUUGUCCCCAUUAGAAUAUUCCAGUCAUCAUUCUAUCAUGUACAGGUGAUUUAUUGAACUUGAGACAGCAUCUGUUGGAUAAUAAUCUGCUCAUAUGUGUGUCUCCUCCAUGCACAUAUCUGUUGUCGGUGGGCAGCGAAGCACCAACAGAUGUUUUGGUUGCAGAGGCAUAUAGUGUAGCAGCAGCUGUAUUAGCUUGUUUUAGUGUAUGUCUGAUGUGCCUCCACGACUAGUCCACCAGGAGAAAUGAUGCUCUGAUGACAACAAGCUUUUCUUCCCUUUUUUAAAAAUCUUGCUGCAGAUGUACCAUCUUAAUUUCAUGAGUAAAUUUUUUUUUAUUACUUGGCUAUAACUUUUGGCUGAGUCGUUUAAAAAAUAAUUACUGCGAUCUCAACAAAACAAAACUUUAGGUUUUAGCCUUUCAAGUCUUUGACUUUGUAAAGAGCAUAAAAAAAUUAAUAUUAGUAGUUUUCUGUAUUGUUUUUGCAUUUGCAUUGUGUGUGUAUGUUUGGUAUAUGUAUAAGUGCAUGUUGGUUUUUUUUUAAAGGAAAGGAUAAUACCCUUAACAUAAUUUCUGAUGAAGACCUUACAUUAAAAAACCCCACUGAAAUUGCUACUGCAUAUAAAUUUCAAGUUUUGGUUGACAGGAUGCAGGUGUUUUUUUUUUUCCCCAUGCUUCAAUUCCUUUUGAUCAUGUUUAGGAAACAUCGAUACUGAGUAUGACAGCACAUGAUUUGAUCCAUUGUGUAAAUAGAGGGUACAAAAGAUUUUCCAGAUGCAUAAGAUUGCAAAGAAUGUAAUAUCUACAGUUUUUACUCAUUUGAGUGUAUGCUGAGAGGUUUUGUUCACAAGUUUUUGUUCUUUUUUGUGUUUCUACCCCCACCAUCCAACAUCAAGUAAUUUAAAGGCUGUAAGGAGAGGAAGAGCUUAACCAAAUUUGUGAAGAUAUACAAACCGAUAAAAAAAAAAAAUCAUACAUUGUAAGGUGCUGCACAGCUGUUACAUUUCCAUGUAAAUAGCCAUGUUUGAUUUGUGUGCAUUCUAGAGCGCUAGAAAGCUGUAAAUAUUUAUCUGCUUGAGAACUUUCCGUGUGUUUUAUAAGGUGUAAAAUAACUGCCAAUGGUUUCGCUCUGUAGUACGGUGUGGAAUGGCUGUCAAGUGCUUAGAAGGGUUUAAAGUGUAAAUGGGACUGUGUGUACACCUGUCUGUUUGAAAGAUUUUUUUUUUGUCUGGAAGAGAAAAGAGUAAGUACAAGAGUUGGUAGGAAAUAUAGAUCAGCAGCAAUUUUUUGAAGCUGGAUGUUACAGCUAGGUAAGAGUUUAACUGAGUGACAGGUUUUGAUGGUACAAUUGCUUUGGGUGGAGAGGGGGAAAUGUGUGGGGGUGGGUGGGGAAAGUUAUUUGUACUAAUGUGCUCUUGUCCUUGGUGUGCUCAUUUCUGCAGGACACCUGCACAGUUGCUGAGUAAAGACCUGAAGCCUGUAAGAGUGACAAUUUUUUUGCAUCAAAUGACUCAUGAUGCAUGUGAGGUUUUUUUUUUUUUUUGGUACAUCUGGUUUCUUUUUCAGUCAAGUUUAAAAUUUGUUUUGUUACAGUUCAUCAGUUGUAUGUACAUAGUUCUUUACAUUUUGGUUACCAGAUUGGUGAUUUGAUGUUGCUGUAACAUUUGUCCUGCAAUGUAAAUAUGUGAAUAAAUUGUUGUUUGAGAGAUGUUAAAUCAACAGUUGAAGUCUUUGAUGUUGCAGUGAUGCACACUUGUAGUUUGCUCCAUUUUGUGUGUAAUGGUUUAUCAUUUUUUUUGUGUGUUUCUUAUGAAAUAUACAUUUCCAUUAAUUUUAUAUUGAUGGACUAUUAAACAUUACUUUUUGGCAUAUUCAAGAUCUUGUCUGAGAAGCAUUCUUACAACAUAACCACUUUACCCUGCUCUGAUCUAUCUAUCUUAGUAAACCUCUUCUAAUAUUUUGUUCUUUUAUGCAAUGUGAUAUUGAGGAAAGCUCUACUUAUGCCCUAGUAGUUGAAGGUGUAACCAGGCACAAAUCACUAGUGGUUUAUCUGUGUUUUGAAGUUGGUGGGGAGAUAGAGAAGAUGGAAUGCUGGUAAGCAACACAAUUAGUUUUCAGUAUGGUGUGAUCGUGAAUUCCCUAGGCAGCUUAUUUUAGUAUAAUGUAAAAGCAGUUCCAUAAAAUACUUAAGGAAUACGUUCAAGUCAUUGUCGAUAGGAUAACAAAAACCGUACAAAAAGUAGAAGGGAAAAAACUACUCAACUUUCUAUUUUUAUGCCAUUUUAAGUGAUGCAAGAAAAUAUUUAGACAUCACAAAAAAAGAAUAUAGUGCUUCAACAAAAUAUUUUUUUCUGUUUCACACUUUAAUGCAGAAAGCAUACACAGGAGGGUAUGCAUUUGUAUCUGUUCCUCAGAAAAAAAUUACCAUUUCUUCAUAUACUGGCUUUUUUGUUGGUUUUUUUUUUUUUUUUUUUUUUUUUUUUUUGUUUUGUACAUUUUCUUUCCAUUUGUGAAUCAGUGCAUUGAGGGUUGCAGUCCAGAAUUCAGAUCUUGUCUGAGGCACACUUUUCUUUCGGUGCAUGUGUAACCUGGCUGCUUUACUGUUAUAGAGCCUUCAUUGCUGGUUCAACCUAAAACACAAUUUUCUCUCCCCACCCAGUUGUGCUUGUUCAACAGAAGUACAUGUCUCAUUGAAAUUUAAAGCUGGAAAGGUGCAGCCUUUGUGACCAGCUUUAUAACUGUUCUCUCCUUUGGCCUCUUGCAUAAUGUAUGUCAUCGUGAUUAAAACUGUUAGUUUUGUUAUAAGAAAUGUUAUGUGUACUUUUUACAUUUAGAACACAAGAAUGGAUUUAGUGAUUCUGCUAUUUUAAGCUUUGACAUGUCCUAGGAAAGAACCUUUCCUUGCUCAUGUUUUAAACAAAAGAGAAGUUGACUUACAAAUAAUUUCCCGCUGCUGUCACAGCUGAUUUAAUGAAAUACCAGUUUUCUGUUGAUGUUCACUUUAAAAAGAAAAAAAAAAA
Messenger RNA from Pomacea canaliculata, 7510 nucleotides. Its product is annotated as eukaryotic translation initiation factor 4E transporter-like. Gene Ontology annotation, cellular component: nucleus; cytoplasm. The record is from RefSeq and is a predicted model, not a curated record. NCBI's taxonomy places the organism in Eukaryota, Metazoa, Mollusca, Gastropoda, Architaenioglossa, Ampullariidae. The transcript has 24 exons. Bases 264 to 4454 code for a protein of 1396 amino acids. Gene Ontology annotation, molecular function: mRNA binding. Gene Ontology annotation, biological process: negative regulation of translation.